Messenger RNA from Penicillium chermesinum, 2277 nucleotides. RefSeq names its product ankyrin repeat domain-containing DHHC palmitoyltransferase family protein. The transcript has 5 exons. The record is from RefSeq and is a predicted model, not a curated record. Lineage: Eukaryota; Fungi; Ascomycota; Eurotiomycetes; Eurotiales; Aspergillaceae. Gene Ontology annotation, biological process: protein palmitoylation. Gene Ontology annotation, molecular function: palmitoyltransferase activity; protein binding. Gene Ontology annotation, cellular component: Golgi membrane. Bases 1 to 2277 code for a protein of 758 amino acids.
AUGGCCUCCGAAUUUUCUCCAUCAAAUAUCCAGGGCAGUAGUCCCUCGGGCCAGAACUCAAGCCCCAGCAACAAGCCCAAAGAGUCCUCCCCGAAUGGCGGUGUCGAGCUCAAGACGAUGCGGCCCAAUGCGCCGCCCUCAAUCCCGAUCGGAGAAGACAUCAUGCAGUUAGCUCGCAUUGGGGAGAUCGGUGCUAUGCAGAACCUAUUCAACACCAAGAAGUUGUCUGCAAACUACCGUGAUGAGGAAGGCAUUACCCCACUUCAUUGGGCGGCUCUUAAUAACCAAUAUGCGAUGUGCAAGUUCCUUCUCGACUCUGGCGCCGACGUCAACGCGAAGGGCGGAGAAUCCGUAGCGACUCCAGCCAUGUGGGCGACACAGCGAUCACUUUACUAUAUCGUCGACCUGCUCCUUCAAUAUGGCGCCGAUCCGCUGCUCACCGACGUCCAAGGCUUCAACAUGUUUCACCUCGCGACCGUCGAUGGCAAUGCAUUCCUCCUGCUGCUGCUUCUUCAACAAGAACUUCCCGUGGACGAGACAGACCCGCUAGGCCACACUGGAUUGAUGUGGGCGGCGUAUAAAGGGUACCCAGUUUGUGUGGAUUUAUUCCUCCGCUGGGGAGCCAAUGCGAAUGCAGUGGAUCAAGCUGGAUUGACCCCCCUUCACUGGGCUCUGGUAAAAGGAUCGCUGCCAUGCGUGCGCAAACUACUCGAAUAUGGUGCCGACCGCUUCGCGAAGACCCGGGACGGAAAGUCGCCCUUCACGGUGGCCCAGGAAAUGAACUCGUUGCGUGUUUGGAAUCGUGCCCUGGACGAGCGCGGCUUCGAAUCGGAUGGCUCUCAAAAACCCGCGCCCAUGGGGAUGGCCUAUCUUAUUAAGAACAAAAGCUUGAUGGCCAAAUUUUUCUUUUUCUGGCCCUUUAUAACGGUUUUCAUUGCGUUGUGGAUGCUGAGUAAUUUGGCUAUCUAUAUCGGGGUGCCUGUGGCAGCAGCGACGGUCUUCGGAAUGCAGACUGGUGCGCAGCAGGUCGCGAAUAACGGCCCAUGGAGUUCCGCAACCUUCAUCAGACUCCCUACCUCGCGGGUAUUUUUGCAGGCAGUCUAUUUUGGGUCGGAGUGCGCUUUGCGCUCCAAGUCCUACCAGGUAAAAAUUGAGGCUCUCCCGCUCCCGGAAGCUACGAUAGCUAACGAAAUACUAGUCACAUUCUCCGUUGCUCCAAUCUUGAGCAUUUUUUUCAGUGUCUUCUAUUCGCUGACCACUUUCUUCUACGCUAUGGCCAUGCUCGAAGACCCGGGCUACGUUCCCAGAACCAGCAGCCAGAACAGCCAGAGAGAAGAGGUCAAGCAGCUGGUCGAGCAAUGGAAGUUUGAUGAAGUCAACUUCUGUGUUCCCUGCUUAUCAAGGAAGCCACUUCGCAGCAAGCACUGCAGGCAAUGCAACCGCUGCGUCGCCAAACAUGACCAUCAUUGCCCCUGGAUUUUUAACUGCGUUGGCGCCAAUAACCUCCGCCAUUUUGUCCUCUACAUCGUCUGCUUGGAAGUGGGCAUUAUCCUGUUUGUCCAGCUGAGCAUCAAAUGUGAGUUGCGGCGGCCUCAAUGCCAUCCCUCGGCCAAGGAUGCCAAAUGCACCUUUCUCAACGAUACCCUUUGUGAUUACGUUUCUCGGGAUACAUUCACCCUUGUCUUGACCAUUUGGACUACGGUUCACUUGGUUUGGGUCACAAUGCUAUGCGCUGUCCAGCUGAUUCAGGUUUCACGCAACCAGACAACGUAUGAGAACCUGAGGGGCCACUCGGCCGAUAUGGCGACCCCCAGCGCCCGGGCUUUUGCCUCCGCCAUGACCGCAGGCACUACGUCGAUGGAAGGAGCUGGCCUCUCCGCUGCAGGUCAAGGCCCCAACCCGGCCCUGCCUGGUGCACACCAACAUCACCACCACCGUCGACGCAAUGGUCGCAAUGGGUGCCUUUCGCAGUGGUCUGCCAUCCUGGGCAUCGACUCCUUUUUCAUCACCGCAAGGGACGGUCUCCGCGAUGGCGCACACUCAAGACAGCCCCGCAACCCUUUCUCUCGCGGGGUUGCCACCAACUGCCGCGAUUUCUGGUGUGACCCGGCUCCGAUCUUCUCCAAGCGCGAUUCUGGCUACGCCAUGCUGGGGGGCGAAGUGGUGAGCUAUUACGACAUGUACGAAUUACCAGCACGCCUGCACACUGGCAGUCGCUCUAGCGAAGGACCAACCUAUCGCAGCGUGGCGGCAGAGGAUCCCGAGAGCUUGAAUUAA